This is a messenger RNA of Bombina bombina (fire-bellied toad), 5961 nucleotides long. RefSeq names its product kinesin family member 5B (gene KIF5B). The record is from RefSeq and is a predicted model, not a curated record. Bases 201 to 3089 code for a protein of 962 amino acids. NCBI's taxonomy places the organism in Eukaryota, Metazoa, Chordata, Amphibia, Anura, Bombinatoridae. The transcript has 26 exons. Gene Ontology annotation, biological process: microtubule-based movement. Gene Ontology annotation, molecular function: microtubule motor activity; ATP binding; microtubule binding.
AUGGCUGCCAUAUUGGAUGGGAAGUGAGCCCCAUCCCUCCGCCCACUAAGCUGAGUUUCCCCUAGACCGGCUCUGGAAGGUGGCGAUAGGGGUGUCAUUUAUCCUUAGAUUGAAGCAUUCUUGUUAGCCAGUUAUAUUAUUUUUUUUUUUACUUUGGUGUGUAGCCCCGGGCACUAGUAGGAGCAAAAAAGACUGACAAGAUGGCGGACCCGGCGGAGUGCAGCAUCAAAGUGAUGUGCCGCUUCAGGCCUCUCAAUGAAUCUGAAGUCGUCCGGGGGGAUAAAUACGUGGCCAAGUUUCAAGGAGAGGACACUGUUGUGGUUGCGUCUAAACCUUAUGCUUUUGACCGUGUGUUCCAGUCAAGCACAUCACAAGAACAAGUUUACAAUGCCUGUGCAAAAGCAAUUGUUAAAGAUGUCCUUGAAGGGUAUAACGGUACAAUAUUUGCAUAUGGACAGACAUCAUCUGGUAAAACGCAUACAAUGGAGGGGAAACUGCAUGACACGGAUAUGAUGGGCAUCAUUCCUAGAAUUGUACAAGAUAUAUUUAAUUACAUUUAUUCUAUGGAUGAAAAUUUGGAGUUCCAUAUAAAGGUGUCCUAUUUUGAAAUUUAUUUGGACAAAAUAAGAGACCUAUUGGAUGUAUCAAAAACAAAUCUCUCUGUUCACGAAGACAAAAACAGAGUACCAUAUGUAAAGGGUUGUACAGAACGUUUUGUAUGUAGUCCAGAAGAAGUGAUGGAUACUAUAGAUGAAGGAAAAUCUAAUAGACAUGUAGCUGUGACAAACAUGAAUGAACACAGUUCUCGAAGUCACAGCAUUUUUCUAAUUAAUGUAAAACAAGAAAAUACUCAAACUGAACAGAAGCUAAGUGGUAAACUUUUCCUUGUUGAUUUAGCAGGUAGUGAAAAGGUUAGCAAAACUGGAGCUGAAGGAGCUGUACUGGAUGAAGCCAAAAAUAUUAACAAGUCAUUAUCUUCCCUUGGCAAUGUUAUAUCUGCUUUGGCUGAAGGCAACGUGUAUAUUCCAUAUCGUGACAGUAAAAUGACUAGAAUUCUCCAAGAUUCACUGGGUGGAAAUUGCAGAACCACUAUUGUUAUUUGUUGUUCACCAUCUUCUUAUAAUGAGUCUGAGACAAAAACAACUCUCAUGUUUGGACAAAGAGCAAAGACUAUUAAGAAUACAGUAUGUGUUAAUGUGGAGCUUACUGCAGAACAAUGGAAAAAGAAAUAUGAAAAGGAAAAGGAGAAAACAAAGAGUCUGCGCAGUACUGUACAGUGGCUUGAAAAUGAACUUGCUAGAUGGCGCAAGGGGGAAACUGUGCCAAUUGAAGAGCAGUUUGACAAGGAAAAGGCAAAUUUGGAUGCUUUUGUGAUUGAAAAUGUAGUUGCUAAUGACAUACCUGCAGCUACAAUCGCUGCUCCUUUAACUGAUGCUGAGAGAAGAAAAUGCGAGGAGGAAGUUACAAAACUGUACAAACAGCUGGAUGACAAAGAUGAAGAAAUUAACCAACAGAGCCAGUUAGCUGAAAAACUAAAGCAGCAAAUGUUGGACCAAGAAGAGCUGCUUGCAUCCACACGUCGUGACCAGGAUAAUAUGCAAGCAGAGUUAAACCGUCUCCAGGCUGAAAAUGAUGCCUCCAAAGAAGAAGUAAAAGAAGUUCUGCAGGCUUUAGAAGAACUUGCAGUAAACUAUGAUCAAAAGUCACAGGAGGUUGAAGAAAAGGCUAAAGAGUAUGAAAGUCUAAGUGAAGAACUCAGUCAAAAAUCAGCAAUUUUGUCCAGUUUAGAUUCUGAACUGCAGAAACUUAAGGAAAUGACCAAUCAUCAGAAAAAAAGAGCAACAGAGAUGAUGACUUCAUUAUUGAAAGAUCUAGCUGAGAUUGGAAUUGCAGUAGGGAACAAUGAUGUUAAGCAACCUGAAGUGAGUGGUAUGAUAGAUGAAGAGUUCACUGUAGCAAGACUCUACAUCAGUAAAAUGAAAUCUGAAGUGAAGAGCAUGGUAAAACGCUGCAAGCAGUUGGAAAGUACACAGUCUGAGAGUAAUCAAAAGAUGGAGGAGAAUGAUAAGGAGUUGGCUGCAUGUCAGCUUCGUAUUUCCCAGCAUGAAGCAAAGAUAAAGUCAUUGACAGAAUAUGUACAGAAUGUGGAACAGAAGAAGAGACAGAUCGAGGAGUCUGUAGAUUCACUUAACGAGGAACUUGUGAAGCUGCGAGCACAGGAAAAAGUUCAUGAAAUGGAGAAAGAACAUUUGAAUAAAGUGCAAAGUGCUAAUGAAGUUAAGCAUGCUGUGGAGCAGCAGAUUCAGAAUCAUCGGGAAGUUCACCAGAAACAACUGAGCAGUCUCAGGGAUGAGAUUGAUACCAAGGAGAAGGUUAUUACAGAGCUUCAAGACCAAUAUCAGAAGAUAAUGCUUGAACAGGAACGACUUAGGGUGGAACAUGAGAAGUUGAAAUUUGCAGAUCAAGAGAAAAGCAAAAAAUUACACGAUCUCACUGUCAUGCAAGAUAGACGAGAACAAGCCAGACAGGAUUUGAAGGGGCUAGAAGAGACUGUGGCUAAAGAACUACAGACCCUGCAUAACCUUAGGAAGUUAUUUGUUCAGGAUCUGACUACUCGAGUUAAAAAGAGUGCAGAAAUGGACUCCGAUGACACAGGAGGUAGUGCAGCACAGAAACAGAAAAUUUCCUUUCUAGAGAACAAUCUUGAGCAGCUCACCAAAGUCCACAAACAGUUGGUACGUGAUAAUGCAGAUCUGCGGUGUGAGCUUCCAAAGCUGGAGAAACGACUUAGAGCUACUGCUGAGAGAGUUAAAGCCUUGGAAUCUGCACUAAAGGAAGCAAAAGAAAAUGCAUCACGUGAUCGAAAACGUUAUCAACAAGAAGUAGAUAGAAUAAAAGAAGCUGUUCGAUCCAAGAACAUGGCUAGAAGAGGACAUUCUGCACAGAUUGCUAAGCCAAUUCGCCCCGGGCAGCAUCCAGUCUCUUCUCCUACCCAUCCAAAUGCAAUUCGUGGGGGAACAGUUUUUCCUCAAAAUAGUCAGCCAGUUGCAGUUCGUGGAGGAAGUGCUAAACAAGACAAAGUUUGUUGAAGGAUCAUCGAAGUACAGAAUGGAUUAAGAAUCAUGCCGUGGUGUUUGUAAAUGGGAUUCACUUAUCUUUUUGGGGAUUGUAGGAUUGUUUUUCAAAUUGUAAUUUAUACCUGGCUUGUACAGCUACUCCCUGCCUCCCCAAUAUUUUUGUCAGUUCCUAAUAAUUUUAAGUAAAACUAGAGAGCAUUUUUGUGUCCCUUCAAGACAUGCAAUUUAAAGCAUAACUCCAUCCAUUGCACAGUUUGUGAUCCACGUCUUAAAUUUAGUCUGCACUGUGCCAAGUUUAAAUGUAAUUUGCUGGUUACUUAGAUCCUAGUAAAUGGCCUUGUUAAGUUUACAUAAAAGGUGACUUGGUGGGACAUGGAACAAAACUAUAACAGCUUAAUACUUCCAAGCUAAUCUUUUUUUAAAAAAUGCGUUAUACUGUCAGACUGAAUGUGAAGACAGUGUUCAUUCAGAUAUAUAAAGUGACUUCAUUUAACUUUAAUGCUAAAAUACUGUAGUUUUGUACAGUCUGCUACAGUAUCUAGAUACUAAAGUGUGCUUAUGAUACCUGCCAUUGAGUUCUGAAAUCCCCCCCCCCCCCCGUCAUUUUAAAUACCAGUUGAUGGUUUCAAAUUAAUCAAGGCUGCUCUAUUAUCUAGCAGAAUAUCUGCUACUAUAUGGUUGUCUGUCUGUUUAAAUAAUGUAUAGCAACAAAUACAAGAGUACAUUUUUAUAUGAGAGAAAAUGCAUCUUUGUUUUAAACAUUGAUACUGUCCUGUGUGUCACAAUUUUUUUUGGAAACAUUCUGCUUCAUUCUAUUUUAUAAUAAAGGAUCACCACAACCUAUUUAAUGGUUUUACUGUAAUGCAUGGCUUGCACUGGAUAUGGUUUUGACAUGUCAAUAUUGUAGCAAGUUUUAGUUUUAUUGUAAAAUUUACAUUCCCUGUAUUUAUGGUUAAUUUAUACUUUAUUGUAUUCAUAUAGACUCCCAACCAUGUAGUUAAAACUCCACUUCAGCAACUUAGAAUAUUAUAAUAUUCAAUACAUUUUCAAGAGCAUAUUGGCCGACAUAUGUUCGAAAGUAUAAAGUGCCAGUAGAAUUGAUCAAUCACUGAGAAGGUAAAGUGUUGAGACCUAAAAAUCUCAACUUUAUAAAAUUACAUUAGAAAAAUCUUUACACUUUUUUUUUUUUUUUUUUUUUUUAAAUUAAUUAAAACUUCCAUUUUAGAUUUUUAACUUUCUUAUAUUCACAGAGUAUCGUGUUCUGCAUACCUCCUUCUAUCUGUUUAUGCUUUUGCCAGAACAUUGUAUUGCAGAAGUUGCUCGAAUGUUUUUUUUUUCUUUGUAGCUUAAUGGGGAAAACCAUAUAUUAAACCACUUACCAUUAGUUUACUAUAUGCACUGUAAUUCUAAUUGACCUAAUUUGUAAAAUGUUGCUAAACAUUUGUGAUUUUGUGGACUGCAAGUGGAAUAUGCAUUUUAUGUUAAGCAUUUACUUUAGAAAGUAUUUGCAAAGUGUUUUCCUUUCCUUUUUUUUGUUUUGUUACUUUUUACUUUGAAUAUUUGUUUUGUAUAUUGAUGUUCAUAGGAACCCAUAUUUAAUAUAUAUAUUUUUUUUAAUUGUCAGUUUAAAGGGACAUUGAAAUAUUUCAAUAUGCAUGCACAAUUAAGAAAUGUUUAUACGCAUUUUGUUUUUUGGAGUCGUUUAUUACCAGGAAUACACCUAUUUGAAAAGAAUAUUGAGUAUGUUUAUGUGGCUCCUGCACUGAUCUAAGCAAUCCGUGAAGCAUAGGGCAGGAAAGCUGCAUGGUUUGACCGUUUCCUCCAUAAGUUGAGGUGUGUUAAUUGGCUUUUAAUUGGGAAAAAAUAAAAGAAGCAAUGCGUUUUUGUCAGUUUAGCAAGUGCUUUUUUUCUAAUAUGUUAGGCUCACUUUACCAGUUAAACUACUAUGAUUGUUUAAUGUCACUUUAAAUCAAUAUCAGGACUCUUCGGUUCUGGCCAAUAAUUAUGGUUUGCUGCUUUUGAUCAUAUCAGAAUCACACCCUGUAUAGUUUACACACUCCAUAACUGACUUAAUAUAACCAGCAUUACUUUGAGGUCUAAAUUUGUGACUUAGCAAAUGAUGCUUAUCUUGUUCAGAAUAAGUCAGUAAAAAUGCAUUUUGAACACUAAUACUAUACCUGGAAGUUUUGGUUAUCUGAAGCUAUCCAGCUACUUGUCUCAGGGGGCAAAACUAAGAUGGUAAAACGGUUAAGAGAAUAAUCACAACAGUUUACAAUAAUUUUAAAUGAAGCAGAAUAUUUUCUUUAGUGUCUCCCUUUUUUUUUUUUUUUUAAUCUGAUAGCUGAAUGAGCCCUGGUGAUGUAAAACUGGUUCUUAAAUGAAUGGUUAAAUAAACUUGGACUAAAGACUACACUAUGCAGUACUAUAUAUUUAUGUGUUUACUUUUUUUAUUUCCCAUAACUUAUGUUUUGUGUUAUUUGCCUUUAGUUUAUUUUAACCUAUUUCAAAAACAGAUUUUCUCUGCAAAAACUUUUUUUCCCCCUCUUCUUAUUGAGUGCAUUGACAUUUAGGUAACAUGUAUUUUUUUUUCCCCUGCCUUUGCCUUUUUUUUCUUUUUCUUUUUUUUUUGGGAAAUAGUUAAUACAAACUUGAUAAAUUAAAGUCUAUUUAUUCAUGGUGAUAAACUAAAUUAUUUGUCUAAUUUAAGAAAUACUGACUUGACUUUAACGCCGAACGUUAAUGAAAUCCAAAUAGGAUAUCCAUCAACCGUUUAAUUCCAAUACACACAACACAUUGACAUUGGGACAGUUAAAAUGCCAUUUACUUUGAAUUUUCUGCAUGCUGUAAAUGUAUUUGUGUUUAAAAUAAAGACCUCAAAAUCAAA